Messenger RNA from Globicephala melas (long-finned pilot whale), 2565 nucleotides. RefSeq names its product sirtuin 6 (gene SIRT6). NCBI's taxonomy places the organism in Eukaryota, Metazoa, Chordata, Mammalia, Artiodactyla, Delphinidae. Gene Ontology annotation, biological process: negative regulation of transcription by RNA polymerase II. Gene Ontology annotation, cellular component: nucleus. Gene Ontology annotation, molecular function: NAD+ binding; transcription corepressor activity; histone H3K9 deacetylase activity, NAD-dependent. The record is from RefSeq and is a predicted model, not a curated record.
GUCAAGGCAGGGUUUCCCUGUGAGCUCACAGAUGUCUGGCCACCGGAACCCCUCCUGCCGCCUUCCCUCCCGCUGAGUCUGGGGUGAUCUGUCAGUUCCCUGGGGUGUUGGGGAUGGGAAAGACCCUUCCUUUGGAGAAUGUCCCUUUAUAUCACACCCAACAUUCCAUUCCACCGGCCAGAACUUGGUCACCUGACUACACCUAGUUGCAAGUGAUGCUGGGAAAUGUAGUCUUUCGUCUAGGCUCACUGCAAGGCUAAGUAGUGGGGUUCUAUUAUUACCAGAGAAAAAGGGGAGAAUUGAUAUCAAGGACAGUUAACUCCAUACUCACUUACAAAUAUUUUUCUGUCAGACCUCUGGUGGGACAAGUGGCUUAACCACCUGGACCUCAGUUUCCUCACCUUCAAGUGAGGGUGUGAGGCCAGAUAAUGUCUAACGUUAGGCAGCCUGUGUUAGACAAGAGUUUCAUUGAUGAAAAGCAGGGGUCUCUAACUGGUGGCCUCCAAGUGGCCCCUGUAGGUGCUGAGUUUGCAAGCCUACCCCGUAGGGCAGGCCUAUCACAAUUGUGCUCUCUUUCUAAGGCCUCUCAGGCCCACGGAGCAGACUCUUACAGCGGAAGAGCAGAUUCCUCGUUCUUGGAGGAAUGUUAGAAUUUUAAGGUGUGAAUCUCACCCCCCUUCCAUAACCUGCCAUGGCUCCCCAUUGCCACACAGGAGAGUUCUCAGCACUUCAGGCUGGAAAUCAAAGCUGUCCCCAACCUAGCCCUGGAUCAGCUCUCCAACCUCAGCCCCUGCAGCCCCUGCAGUCCCCAGACCACUCACAGGCUGUUGCCAGCCCCCUGGCCUUUGCUUACCUCUUCUGUCUGAGCUGCCCGGCCCUUUCCUGUCUGUUCAAGAGACAGCUCAGCCUCCUCCAGGAAGCCUUCCCACAGUUCCACAAAGAGCCCUUCCCGCUUCUGCUGGGCCAGCCCAGCCUCAGGUUCCUCCCUCUGCCCCAGCCCCACAGAGCUGGAGAGUUUGUGUCCACCUAUGUCUCUCCCCACAAGAUGGAGGACUCCUUGAGGGUAGGGCCUGGGUCCCCUAGGGCCCCAGCAUCACCCAGCGCAGGGCCAGGCUCGGUGCAGCAGCAGGGCCCCCAUGGCGUCUGGACGAUGGAGGAGCAGGGCCUGGCCCCCAAGUUCGACACCACCUUCGAGAACGCGCGGCCCACGAAGACUCACAUGGCACUGGUGCAGCUGGAGCGCGUGGGCCUCCUGCGCUUCCUGGUCAGCCAGAACGUGGACGGGCUGCACGUGCGCUCUGGCUUCCCCAGGGACAAGCUGGCAGAGCUUCACGGAAACAUGUUUGUAGAAGAAUGUGUCAAGUGUAAGAUGCAGUACGUCCGGGACACCGUCGUGGGCAGCAUGGGCCUGAAGGCCACUGGCCGGCUCUGCACCGUGGCCAAGUCAAGGGGGCUGCGGGCCUGCAGGGGGGAGCUGAGAGACACUAUCCUGGACUGGGAAGACUCCCUGCCUGACCGGGACCUCACUCUGGCCGAUGAGGCCAGCAGGAACGCGGACCUGUCCAUCACGCUGGGCACCUCCCUGCAAAUCCGGCCCAGCGGGAACCUGCCCCUCGCCACCAAACGCCACGGAGGCCGGCUGGUCAUCGUCAACCUUCAGCCCACCAAGCACGACCGUCACGCAGACCUGCGUAUCCACGGCUAUGUAGAUGAAGUCAUGACCCGUCUCAUGAAGCAUCUGGGCCUGGAGAUCCCGGCCUGGGACGGCCCCCGCGUGCUGGAGAGGGCGCUGCCACCCCUGCCCCGCCCACCCACCCCCAAGCUGGAGCCCAAGGAGGAGGCCCCUGCCCAGCUCCACAGCCCAGCGCCCGCCAGCCCCAAGCAGGAGCCCGCAGCUGAGCCCGGCGCCCAGCAUGACGGCUCCGGGCCCGCCAGCCCCAAAAGGGAGCGGCUGGACAGUCCUGCUCCCCACAGGCCCCCCAAAAGAGUGAAGACCGAGGUGGUUCCCAGCUGACCAGGGGGCCUGGGGAGGGCGGGGCUGUUUGUAGAAACCAUGGAUUCUUUUUUUUUUUUUCUUACUGGUCUCACUUUGUUACUCCUCUCUGUCCUUGUGGGAAGACCUCAGGGCGCUGAGAGCUGGGCUCCAGGCCCUGGGGCAGACUUGCCCUCCAUUGCACCUCCCUUUAGCUUGGGGCCUCUGGAGGGGGCCUGGGAAGGAGCAGCCCCCCUGGACUCUGACCUUGGAGCUGACACCCCCCCACCCCCUGUACCUGCUCCACCCCCAGGCUCCAGCCUCUGACUCAGGAUGUUCCUGGGAGGUGUGGCCAGGCCCUCUGUGGUUUCCUCUGACCCCUGGGCCCUCACACUCCCCAACCCCUGCCUACCCCCAGACAGCCUUCACAGUCCCUCCAGGAGGGAAGGGGAGGCAGGGCCAUCAUUUAGGAGGCAGACUUCAUGGCAGGACAGACAAUAGAGGCUCACACUGCCUUUGGGGCUGGAGGAGGAAGGGUGGGUCCACCUGGCUUCCUCCAGGCUUCCAGAAAAGCCUUCAAUGCAAUAAAAGAA